ACCUAUUCAGCAUAUGUGGAUGCUGGAGGAUUCAACAUUAUCACCGCGGACUGGAAUCGGGUGGCAAAGAACAUAAUGUAUCCAAUGCCGGCCUAUUUGACUGUUCAGGUGGGUUCUAUAAUCGCCAAAUUGUUGGAAAAUUUAGUCAAUCUCGCGGUAAUUGACCCGUCUGAUAUUCAUGUUAUUGGCCAUAGUCUCGGUGCUCAUGUGUCUGGGGCAUGUGGAGCUGCAUUYAGYCUUGGGAAAAUUGGCAGAAUUACAGGUCUUGACCCUGCCGGUCCUGGAUUUGAGUACGUGUCUUUACGUUCAGAUCACCUAGACGAUACUGACGCAGCAUUUGUGGACGUGAUCCAUACAGCGAUAGGGACAGCUGGAUACUCAAAACCCAUAGGACACGCUGAUUUUUAUCCAAACGAGGGGAAACCCCCUCAACCGGGAUGUUUUGAAUCAUACAUGCCGAGUGCGAUAGCAAAGCUCAUUGGUUGCAGUCAUUCGAGGUCGCACAAAUUUUACACAGACUCCGUUUAUCAUAGGAAUUCGUUUAUGGCAACAGAAUGUCCUACGUGGGACAAGUAUACGAGUGGCGAAUGCAAAAAUAAUAAUAAAAGUUACAUGGGGCAUGACGCGGAUCCAAAGUAA
Molecule: messenger RNA, 639 nt
Organism: Diuraphis noxia (Russian wheat aphid)
Lineage: Eukaryota; Metazoa; Arthropoda; Insecta; Hemiptera; Aphididae
Product: lipase member H-B-like
Biological process (GO): lipid catabolic process
Molecular function (GO): lipase activity
Source: RefSeq, a predicted model, not a curated record